GCAGUGCUCUCUUCGGGCUCCCGAAAAUCCGUUAAAAAGCUUCAAGACGCCGCUCAAAUCUCGUUUCCUCUUUUCCGCUCACCUGAGGCACCUUUUGCAAAGCCGCAGCCGCAGCCGCAGCGCGUCUUAACUUGUCUCGAGGUGCACAGAGUUCCAAAUGCCGCACGUUCAGUCGCGAGCGAAUCGAGUUGGAGUGCAAACGUCUCAAGCGGAAUCUCAAGUUGUAGCGCUAAACGCAGCGAUCGGAGUGUAGAUAUAUACAUAUGUGUAUCGCUGAAAUACAAAGUUGAACCAAGUUGGAAUUUGCCACCAGUCGAAAAACAUCUCGAAUCGAAUAAAUAUCUGAAAUUUGCAUAAGGCGCAACUAAAGACGCGCUCUGUCAGUUAACCCACUUUCUAAACGACCAAACCAAAAAAAAAGAAUAAUACUGCGACCGAUAUUCAGCAACAACGAAACCAAUUAACAAGCAAAUAAUGCCUGGCAAAUACACCGAAUAACGUGCAAGUGAUUCAUGGUUUUUUUCUUCCAAGUGAAGUGCCCAAGUAAAUCGAAACAUAGCUAACGUCAAACAAAAAAGCUGACUGCAAAACGCACUGGAAGCGAUAACGAUACCUGGAACGCCCCCCACCAACGACUGUCAGUCAGUUGAAACCGCAACUGCAGCAGCAGCAUCUACUGGGCCUGAAACAACAACAGCAAGUACGGAUUGCAAACAGCCCGGAUUGUAAGAACCAAACAAUAUAAACUGAAGAAAACCAGGCGACCGGUGAAAAACUGCAAGCAGAAUAUGGCCUAAGGUUGUUCAUCAGAGUGAGCAGUAAGCAAAAAGGAAACCCCUAGCGAUGUCGUCCUCGAUCUGUUCGCACUUUACCCAGAAUGCCUGGAAGAAGGAUUUGUGCUCGAAUUGCUUUAAGUCCAAGGAUGAGCACAAGGCAGCCGCCGCAGCAGCCGCCUCCAAAAUGGGUGGCAGUCAUAAGCCCGAGGUUAAAACGGAUUACCCCAACAAGCACAAGACUCCCGCGAGCAUCAUUAAGAAGGCUUUUGGCGUGAGACUGACCAGUUCCACCUCCACCUCAGGAAGUACUGGCUCUGGAAAAUCCUCAAGCUCAAAGGGCGGCAAAGUGUGCUUUCCCAAGCAGCUCCACGAGGUCAUUGGCUAUGGGGGAGAGUGGUCGGAAGACGAUGAUGACGAUGACGAUCACGAUUUCAUGAAUCUUGGCAAUGAGCACGAUGACAUGGCCAUCACUGAAACAGACGACGAGGAGACGGUGGAGCUGAAGAGGAUUACCAGGGCCAACACCGACUUCAAUAUGAACAAUGGCAAUCUCCUAGGCGAUGCCGAGGAGAAUAUCAAGAAAUCCUUUGCCGCCCUCAAACUGGGUGCCCCUCAGGUGGACAAGGAGGGCAAGAAGCAGACUUUGACCAUCAAUGUGAUGCCUUUUGGCCAGCCCAUUGGCAAAGCGUCGUCGCCAUCGACCCCAGCAAAAAGUGCACCGGCGGAAAGCAAAAGCACAGCAGUUGCAACAUCGGGGGCAACACCAGCAGCCAAAACCAAACCAGCCACCAUAACCACAACAACAGCCAUCAAAAGCAGUAGUACAACUAUAGCUACGGGAACUGCCAGUGUUAAAAAGGUGACCACCACCCUAACACCCACGCUAACCAUGACCAAAAGCACAACGGGAACGGCCACCACAUCAGCAUCAACAGGCACAUCCUCUCGAGAUGGAAAAGAUAGUCCCCUAGAAAGAGCCAUGGAGAAGUCGCUCCUAGACGAGAUCUCCGAGACCUUGGAGCAGAAGCAGAAGCUAAGUGAGACAAGUACAUCGCCACCUCUUCCGGCGGCCACCAUCUCAACUUCCUCCUCCACCAACACCAAUACCAAGAUAAAAUUCGAGCUGAGUGCCCUGAGUGAUUCGCCGAAGCCAUUUCUCGACCUUAAGAAGCCCAUUGCGAGGAAUGCACUCACCAGGGACCAGACCAAACCCAAGGUAAAUGUGUGCCACAAAUACUCGGAUACGGACAGCAAUUGUUCGGAUACGGAGAAUGGGGUAUCCGCCUACUACGAUGUGGUGGAGACCCAGUUGAGCUAUGAAAAUCUACCCGAUGGCAAGUACUCCGAACAGGUGGGCGUGGCCACUGCCGCCCAGACGGAGAGUUCCAGUAACUCGCACUACUCCAGCUCACAGUACAUCACGGAUAUGCUUUUGAGCUAAACCCGGGCGGCCAGCUAUAAUCUCCACGAGGGUAACUUCAUGACCAGCAAAAUCACCUCCGACGGCCUGAUUGUGACCAAGUGCAGCUCGGAUGACGCCCUAGACUCCACGGGCAGCAGCUUCGACGGGAGUUCGGAUGAGGAGAAUGCCUACAAUAUGAUCCGCAGUGAAUCGGAUUCCGGAAUUGGUAUUAGCCUGGGCAGCGAGUACAAGAACUUGGGUGGCCAAGGAACGGCGUUAAGUGGACAACUUCUCUCGGAGAAGAAGCUCAGUGCUAGCACCAAUAUCGACUACGAGGAUAUACAGAUUGGUGAUCAGGCAGUGCCCAAGCCGGCUGUCAAGAGCAGGGAGCUCCAUGGCGAACCCGAUGGCAGUGCCGAUCCGGAUAAUAGUCUAGAGCAGAAGCAAAAGCAAUUGUCGUCGCCAAAGGAGGUGGAACAACAGCUUCCUGCCCUGCCCAAGUCACCGCCACCGCCCAUGAAGAUCGAUGCCAGGCCCUCGUUUCUACAUGGCCUGAAAAAGCCAGAACUGCCGGUGAAACCACUUGUCAAUAGCCAUCCCAACAAUAAUUCGAGCACUAACAACCAACUGAAAAGCUUCCUGGAACGGCAACCCAGCUGCGCCGAGCCAUUCAUCAGCCAGCUGCAGUCGGCCAUUUCCAAGUCCAGCGAGAGUCUACAGCUGGCCAAAGAGAAUCUGGCCAAUCUGGUAGCCUCCGACGAGGCCAAGCUGAAAAAGGGCAAAGCCCCGAAUCCGCCGCCAGAGCCAAAGCUGAGCGCUCCGCCCACGCCGGAGCGAGAUUACAGUCUGGUAGUUGAGUUCGAGCAGGCGGCGAAGGCGGCAGCAAAGCCAGCGGAGAAGGCCACGUCAUCGGGUGAGACAUCAUCGUCCGCGUCAUCGUCACCAGGAGAAACAGCCAGCGGAGCAGCAACAGGUGCUGCCACAGGAGCAACCGCAUUAACCAGCAACAGCAAUCUGUACACCAGGAAACCAGCUCUUCCGGCGGCGGCGGUGGCAGCUCCUGUCAUUCGGGAGAAGGACAAGCGGGAACGGGCCGUGAUCAAUCCCAAGUUCCGGAGUCUCAAUACCUUUGUGAUGCAGCGUGCCAAUGCGGCCAAGCAAAUGCAACUCCAGUCAGCCAGCUCCGUUUAGCUCAAACAACCCAUGACGCCAGAGCCAACGCCCCGGAAUCAACGUCAUCUCUCCAUGUCGGAGGAAUGCCUGGCUGCCGCUGGACUGGACAAGAAAUCCCAACCCUUCGCCUCACCGCCCCAGAAACAAAAGUCCAAGUUCUCCAUCAAAAAGUUUUUGCGCAUGGGAAGCAAUGGAGGUAGCAACAAAACCGGGGAAUCUCUGGGCAAGAAGGAAACCAGCAUGUAUACAGAAAUAUGUACAGGAACGGAAGAGGGCAGUCCCUCUGAACCUCGAUUGGUCAUCAUCCAUCCCAUUGACAUUAAUCCCACGGCCGUGGAGGUGGUGAAGGACAUCACCAAGACCAGUGACUGUUCGGCCCAAACGGUGGCUGUGGUUACGGCCAAACCCCCCCCGCCCCUUCGAUCGAGCGCCAGCGAGGGGCAGCGCGCCCACGAGGCCAACAAGCCGGCACGCCCACCGCCGCCCAAGAGCGCCGAACUCCGGCGGAAGCAGAAGACCGAGCUGACCGCCACGCUCAGCGCCAGCAGCGUGGACUCCAGUGUCCUGACCCUGGCAUCCGGCACCGGAUCCGUCAAGCUGAAGGCCGACAACGUCUACGCCAACUUGGGGGAAAUCCGCUCCUCGAUAGCCCCACGAAAGCCGGAGCGCACGGCCAGCAUGCGGGAGCGGGAGGCCCAGCUGGAACUGGUGCGCAAGCGCGGAGUCCUCACCGACACUAUCUCCAUUUGCUCGUCAAACGGUGACAAUGUAGCCACGGAUCAGGGCACGAUGGCCAAGACAAGUGCCAACACCACUGGCCAGGAGGCAGGGAAGUCCGCAUCGGCUGCAAAUAGCAGGACCAGCACCUUCGAGCGACAGCCGCAGAAAAAGAGCGAGCCGAAGAUGUCCAUCUCCAGCAAACUGGAGAUCUUCGAGCAGCGAUCCCUGGAUGCAGCGGAUGCUGCCCAACGGAGCAGCCUCAAGGAUUCGGUGCGCAAGAUCAACAGCAAUGAUAGCUAUCUGAAGGACAAACGCGACUACGAGAACAUGUACGAGUUCGUCAAGAUGGGUUCUCCACCGCCACCAACAGCUAAUGGUAACACCACGCCCACGCCCUCCACAUCAACGCCUCCUCCUCCGCCCACGCGCAGUAACAUUGACCUUUCCGUGGCGGGUCAGAGAUUGACCCAGGCCACGAGACGCAAUAACAUCUACUCGGAUACGGCCUCCAUCGCCAGUUACACGCGCAGCGAGUACGGACCGGUGCGAAACUAUGGAUUGAAUAACAGCUUGGCCAACAUUCCACGCAUCAUCUCGGCCUCCUAUGCAGGCAGUGAGGUGGGCGAGUUCGAUAUCUAUGCUCCGUACAGCUAUUACGGAAGCGAGGCGGGCGGCGAUGUGGCCACGGACAUCAACGACAGCGUCUGGGGCAUGCCACAGGCCAACAAGAACCGCAGCAAGGCCACGAAUCGUUUGCGCAUGCGCAAGGGACGCAGUGUCGUGCACAAGACCAUCGAGGAUAACUACAGCGUGGUGGUGGCCAAUCACGAGGCUGCCCAGGUGUUAGAUCAGCUUCAACAAACUCCAGUGGUGCCGACAGCACUGCGUCCUCUGGCCAAUGCCAUCAACUUGCGCUACGAGGACUUCACCAUUCUGGAGGGAACCCAGGCCUUUGUGGUGGGCAAGAAGGCCUUCCAUGCCGCCCUGUGGAGCUCAUCGCCGGUGACCUUGGCCCUGUCAGCGGACUGCAACCAACUGGCCGGAGUGGGUGGUGAACUGAGCCAGCUGACCGGCGGUGUGAGCGACGUGCUCAACCCGGUGACCGAAUUCUGUGACCUGGUUCCCAGCUACCAGUUGCCACUGAUGCCCUCGACGGAGGUGACCCUGCUGCAGGCCACCAUCUCCGUGCUGCCCAGGCUACAGCUGGAGACCCUCCAAUCGAUCGGAGCAAUACUCAAGGGCAAGUCGCAGGUUCUGGACAAGAGCAACUUCAACUUCCGCGGCUCCAUUCCGAAUCUCAGCGGACUGAAGGAUGGAAAUGGAUCACUGGCUGGGAAUCUGAGGAAUGUGGUCUCGGUGCAGAAUCUGAGUACCCUGAACGAGGAAUCCUCGGCCACGUCGAUGGGUGCUGAUGAUGGAUCGGUCAAUGCAAAUGCCAUGCCAGCAUUCGAUGAUGUGAUGACCCGGGAGGUGGCCUUCAUCAUGCUGCAGCUGGUCAACGGAAUGAAGAACCUGCAGGCCAAGGCGAUCGAGGAGACGCCGCUCAGUCUGUCCAAUGUGGUGCUGUCCAAGGACAUGGACAACAAGGAUGCCCAGGCGCCUUGUGUGCUCCAGGGAAACAACAAUGACGACGACGAGCCCAUGGGUACGCUGUGCAAGUGCGCCCACUCCGCCUUGGUUGACAUGCUGCCCGCCACAAAGAUCACGCCCAUCCUGGCGGACAUCCUGCAGCAGGAGCGAGCCGAGUCCCUGUCCAAGGCGAAGGGUCUGGAGUUUGUGCUCUGGGGUCCCUCGGAUGUGGCGCUCACGGGCUCGGUCAAGGAACGGGAACUGGCACUGCAACGAUGGUUGGAUCUGGAACGGGCCACAGUUCUCCAUGGACUAGUGCGCACCCGUGUCGAGCUGACCGUUUACGACGAGUGUCAUCUGAUGUUCCUCGUGCGCUCCACGGCCAAGAUGAUGAACGAUGCCGCGAAGAUCGUGUGCAACUACCAGCAGACGAGUGGAUCUGCCAGCCAGGACUAGCUUCAGUUAAUCCGCUAGUUAACCCUGCUCAAUGCUAAAGGAAUUAUCUUAUAAAUACUAUACGAAACUGUCAUAGACACUUAGUCCUUAGAGUCAACGAAUGAUAUCUUCUGAAUCGCCCCAUAUAAACAUACUAUACAUAUUAUCUAUAUUCUUUGCCCAGCGUGCCAAAUUGUUUCGCGCGGAAAUUGUCAUGUAAAAAUAUGCUUAUCGUAUGCAAACUCGAACGAUUUGUGCAACUUUAAUUAAUUUGUAAACUAAUCUUAAGUCAUUAAUCUAAACGAAUAUUUAUAUUUCCCUAUACGAGUACACGUAAUUUGUAUCUUCAUCAGAUUGCAACUAUUAUAUAUGAUAUGCCAACAAUUUGAUUAGUAAGACAAAACUUUUUGGUGUUUGAACAAAUACAUAUAUAUGGUAAACAUAAAUAAAAUACUGUCUAAAUAAAUAAAUGGAAACCUA
This is a messenger RNA of Drosophila suzukii, 6555 nucleotides long. Its product is annotated as streptococcal hemagglutinin. The record is from RefSeq and is a predicted model, not a curated record. Lineage: Eukaryota; Metazoa; Arthropoda; Insecta; Diptera; Drosophilidae.